Messenger RNA from Colletotrichum fioriniae, 1392 nucleotides. NCBI's taxonomy places the organism in Eukaryota, Fungi, Ascomycota, Sordariomycetes, Glomerellales, Glomerellaceae. The record is from RefSeq and is a predicted model, not a curated record.
AUGCCGCGUCUAGUGCGAAAGAAGCCGCUCUCUGAGCGCCUGAAGGCCAUGCUGAACCCCAUGGACUUCUUGCUAUGGCUGUCGGAAGAAUUGGAGACGAGAGAUUGGGAUUCCAAGGCACUGGGAACACAGCUUGGACUCGGCUGCAACUUCAUGUUUCUCCUCGCUAGAGCUAACUGCGUGGCAUCGGAGGUCGAGGAUGAUGUGUUCAGCGAUGGGAGCUCCGGGGGCAUCGUCACCUACAUUGUCAGUAACAUUGAGAAUGUGCGGCCCCUUGUUUGGAUUCUUGGCCUCCUAUCUGUCGCCAACGCCUUCUAUACCAUGUCGAGGACGAGGCAGUACCGGUUAUUUCAAGUCAACGUCGAAGACAAGCCGCAUACCCCGUCAGCCCAACGAGUCAAAGCCAGGUCUGACCCGGCCGUCUCUUCGCCCCUGAGACUCUUGAACAACCUCCUGUCUUCCGAGACUGCCGAGUCGCGAGCCCAUCCCGACCGAUCACAUGACGUUUGGGAGCUUAGUGUCUGGGACCCUCUUCCGGUCUCUCUGCAGCUCUUCUGCCUCUUCAGCCCCGGCCACGUCCUCGUCUACAUGAUGUUUCUCCCUCUGGUGCCCUUGGAUCCCCGACCAAGCGUCACUGUCUUCAACUGCAUUGUGCUGCAACUCAUUCUUUCCGUCCAGCUGAUUUUCGUCCAAACUCGGUACGCUCAGCAGAUCAAGGAUACCGCCAUCAUUCACAAGGAGGUCCUCCACGAGUACGACACCAAGUUCGUGCGGCCACGUCUUCACCCGGUUGUUCGCGAUGUCGGGACACAGUGUUCGCCUGAAGAGGCUGAGGAUGAAGAGUCCUUUGUCGAACUGGGAACGCCUACAACAGUCAUCAAGAAGGAGUUCGUGGUCACACCCAAUCCUCACGUCAAGCAGGAGGAGCCAGUCCACACUCCUCCCAUUAGCAGCUUCGCGUCCCGCCUCUUUACUCCGACGUCUAACAGGCGAUCCGAGUCCUUCACCCCUGUGCCUAGCACUCGCUCGGUCCGUCAAAGUCUCCCGCCAGCACCCAUGUACCAGUCAACGUCGACGUCCACGAACACCGGAGCAACAAGUUUCGGCGGAAACCUGGGUGUUUUCAACCACGCAAACUCGCCACUCAAGAAGACUUCGAGUCUCAAUGAGAUGAACCAAGGCUUCAUGUCGCCCCGGAACUCGAGAGAAAUGGCUGCUCGGGAACAGCGUCGAGGAAGCCCGCUGAAGCAGUCAGAGACUAGAAGAUCGACUGGCUCAGAUGCUCUCGACCACACGAGUGCUCCCGAUUACAAUCCCUUUGCCAGCGCGAAGAGGAACAGGAGCAAUCAACAAGGGGAACGGUAUCCUUCUAGAUGGUCGGGUUUCCACUGA